Molecule: messenger RNA, 2232 nt
Organism: Mytilus trossulus (common blue mussel)
Lineage: Eukaryota; Metazoa; Mollusca; Bivalvia; Mytilida; Mytilidae
Product: cleavage and polyadenylation specificity factor subunit 6-like
Exons: 16
Coding region: 66-1730 (554 amino acids)
Biological process (GO): mRNA alternative polyadenylation
Cellular component (GO): mRNA cleavage and polyadenylation specificity factor complex
Molecular function (GO): mRNA binding
Source: RefSeq, a predicted model, not a curated record
GGAAAACGUAAAAUUGUAGUCAUUCCGACACCGAUUUAGCAUUUACCUUAUUAUUCAAGAAAAAAAUGGCGGAUGGCGUGGACAUCGAUCUUUAUGACAAUUUAGAAGAAGGAUUUGAACAGAAUGAGGAGUUUACACAAGAUGAUGAUUUGUAUAAUGACGUUAUAACAGCAUCCUCAUCUGCAGAGUCUACUGAGACGAUAGAAGAAACAAAAGCUUUGUCUAUAUCUGUACCAGCAGGGUAUAGUGGUAGGAGGAUAAGUUUAUAUGUAGGAAACCUCACAUGGUGGACGACAGAUCAAGAUUUAACAGAUGCCAUAGCUUCAGUAGGAGUCACAGAUUUAGUGGAGAUUAAAUUUUAUGAAAAUAGAGCAAAUGGACAGUCUAAAGGGUUUGCAGUAGUGGUAGUUGGAUCAGACAACUCUUCCAGGUUGAUAUUUGACAAACUACCAAAAAAAGAAAUCCAUGGCCAAGUUCCACAGGUAACAAACGCUAACAAACAGGCCCUUAGUCAAUUUGAAGCCCAGUCAAAGAAAGAUGGUGGACCUCCUCAAAAUGGUAAUUACAGUCCCCCAGGACCAAGACCUCAACAGCAGAGACCACCACCUGGAAAGCCAGGAUUUAUGCCAAGACAGAACAGACCCCCAGGACCAGGAGACGGUCCCCCACCAGGCCCACCUCCACAUGGUGGACCCCCUCCAGGAUUCCCAGGAGGACCACCACCUAGAGGAUUCCCUCCAACAUCUGGUCCCCCUCCAAUGUCUGGACCACCUCCAGGACCACACAUGAGAUUUGGAGGUCCACCACCAGGAGGGCAUAUGAUGAGAGGAGGUCCUCCACCUCCAUUCAGAGGUCCACCACCACAAGAUCCACGUGGACCACCUCCUCGUCCAGAGUGGGAAAGACCACCAGGUUUCUUUGAACAACCUCCUCAACAAGGAGUAGGGUAUCCUCCCAAUGGGCCACCACCCCCAGGUCCUCAACCAGUGCCACCACCUGGAGCAAGAAUGCCACAUCCAGGUAUGCCACCAGUGAAUCCACCAAUAUCGUUGCCACCACCUGGCCACCCGACAGCUCCUGCACCACAUGUUAAUCCAGCUUUCUUUCCUCCACCCCAUGGAGGGCCACCCCCUGCUGUGGCACCUUUACAUCCUGGAGGAGACCCAUAUGGAAGGCCACCACCCGUGUCAUACCCUACAGACCCUUACAGACCUCCAGAUCACUACUCUAGACCCCCUCCUGAAAGACCAGAAUCACCAGCCCUCAGUGAACAAGAAUUUGAAGAGAUUUUCCAGAGAAAUAAGACUGUAUCAAGUAGUGCUAUAUCUAGAGCUGUACAAGACGCAACUGCAGGAGAAUUUGCCAGUGCAAUAGAGACAUUAGUGACAGCUAUCUCCCUGAUCAAACAGUCAAAGAUUGCAAGUGACGAUAGAUGUAAAAUUCUCAUCAGCUCUCUACAAGACACACUUCAUGGUAUAGAAGAGAAGUCAUAUGGAUCAAAGAGCAGUGCAAGGAGAUCAAGAUCUAGGGAACGUGAGAGAGAAAAGGAAAGAAGAAGUCGAAGUCACAGAUCAAGAAGUCGGGAACGAGCAGAAUACAGGGAGAGGAGUAGAGAAAGGGGAGAUCGUCACUAUGCAGAGGAAUCAUCGUCACGGUCCUCGCACAGAUCUGAUAGAGACCGAGAUCGUGACAGGGAAAGGGAAAGAGAAUACACCAGCAGACGACACUAAUUUAGGUAAAAAGACAUGUACAAGGUUCAUCCUUAAUUAUCAGAUUAUGUAUGGUAAUUUAUUCUGCUUCGUGAAAGUGUUUAUAAAAAAAAUUCUCAGACCUCUAGAUGUUUUCAUUGAUGUAUAUAGCUAAUUGUUUAGACAUGUGACAUUUGAACUAAAAGACAUCAUAGAAUACAUCACUUCAUCGCAUCAUGUGAAUCAACUCAUCAACUCAUCAUAGAUCAUCUAUUCAAAGACACAGUGGAAAACAGAACAGAUGAAAAUCUACAAAUGGAAAAGAAGAAGAUAUUCUGUUAGGAGUUACAACUUUAUUCUGGAUAAGUUUUACACAGGAAAAGAAGUGGAUUUUAAUUAAACGAUUGGAUAUAAAAUGAAUUGCUACAUUGAUUAUGAAUUCUGAAGAAUAUUUAAAACAAAUUUUCUUUUCAGCAUUUUACCCCAUCAAGGAAAGAUAUUUUAUUUUUUUUAACAUCCAUCAGAAAUAAAUGUAGUAAAACAA